UUCUUUCAUAAAACCCCUAGCGCCUAGGGUUUAAGCGACGAGAGCGAAAAUACCCCCAAAUCCUCCCUUUGAAUUCGAAGUCACCUUCUUCUGAUUUCGAUUCCGUGUCAAUAAUAAUAGAUAACAAUGGCUUCCCAACACGAAAACGGGUCGAUUAUCGAUCCGAAUCCUUUUGGGGUGGAGACAGUAAUGGCUUCCCAGCACGAAAACGGGUCGGAAAUUGACCCGAACCCUACUGUGGUGGAGACAGCAAUGGCUUGCCUUCACGAAAAAGGGUCGGAAAUUGACCCUAACCCUACUGGGGUGGAGGCACAUGAAGCGGAGGCUGAAAAGUUUGGAACUUUGGGUUGUGCUGUUCCUAUUGAGGAAGGCUUGGAGAAUAUCACUUUGGUGGGUCCUUCUCUUUCAGUUGAGGAGAACCUUGUUAAGGAUGAUAGUGAAAUUGAAAUUGAAAGUGAGAGUGAGAGUGAAAAUUCUGAGUCUGAGAGCUCUUCUUCUGAUUCUGGUAGCGGAAGUAGUAGUAACAGCAGCAGCGGUAGUAGUAGUUGUAGUGAUAGCGAGGACGACGAUGACGAUGAUGUGGAAGUUGAAGAAGGUGAGAUAAGUGAUUCUGAUGAAGAGAAAAUGGUUAGUUGGAGCAUUGUUGAUGAGGAUGGUGAUGAAGAUGGUGAUGUGGGAGGAGGAGGUGGACCGAUCAGGUCAAAGAAUGAGCUUCAGAAUCUGCCUCCUGUUCCUCCCGUAGAUGCGAUUUUGGAACCACACCAUCAAACGGUGCCAGUUGGAAUUGUUAUGUCGACUCUUGGUGCUCAAGUCAUCGUGGAAGGAGUGGAGAAGCAUGACCCUCUCAAUGAGGGUUCUAUUCUUUGGUUGACUGAAAGCCAAAAACCACUAGGUUUAAUUGAUGAAAUUUUUGGACCAGUCAAGAACCCUUAUUAUGUUGUGAGAUACAAUUCUGAAAGUGAAGUCCCCACGGGGAUCAAUGAGGGAACCUUGAUCUCCUUUGUUCCAGAAUUUGCUGAUCACGUGAUUAAUAACAAGGAUCUCUAUAGGAAAGGGUACGAUGCAUCUGGCGCAGAUGAUGAAGAGUUGUCUGAUGAAAUGGAGUUUUCAGAUGAUGAGAAAGAGGCUGAAUACAAGAGAAUGCAAAAACAGACAAAGAGGGGUGCAAACGAUCAAAAUCAUGGCAAGAAAAAAAACAACAGAAAGAAAUUUUCACCGAAAGAUGUUGCUGCACCUUCUGCACCUUCUGCACCAGCUGCACCUUCUGUGCCAAUGCUUCAUCAUGGAAAUUGUCCUCCUUUUUCAAGCAUUGCACAAGGUCAUUUGGGUGGAACUACCCCACUUCCACCCUUAAACGCAGCUCCAAACUUUGCUACGAAUGGAGUCUGGACAACUGGAACAACAUUUCCACAUCAGCAACAGUCUCCCAUGCUUCCUAAUGGAUUUCCUACAAAUGGCAUGCCAUGGUACCCACAAAAUCCUCAAAUUUCUCCUCAGUUUCCUAUGCCAGGAAUUCCAUUUCAACAGCAAUUACAUCCCAAUCAGGGAUCUCUUCCCACAACUAUGCUACCUGGGAUGCAGCUCAAUAUGUUUGCUCAAUCCCAAUAUGCAGCAGGACUUGCUGGUCAAAAUCAAAUCGCAUUUGGGAUGGGUUCACCCUUCCCACAGAGUCAGCCACCUAUAUUUGCUGCACAGCAGGGUUUUCCAUCCACUGAAUUGCGUUCAGAAAGAAACAUGAAUUUUCAUUCUAAUGGUGCCCCCUCUCAAUUUCAUUCGCGUCCAAAUGCUAAUCGUGGGAGAAAAACAUUUCAUGGUGCAGGUAGGAAAGGGUGGCGUCCACCCAAGUGAAGGUUGUUAUUAUUUAUUUUGUGCUCUACUGCACACUGAACUAAAUUUCUUGAGUUGGGCCAUUUUGCAAGGAAUGUACUACACCUGUAAAUUUCUUGUAAGUCUCUCUUGAAUUUUGAAAUGAAUUCGGUUAGUUCCUGAAGUAGUUUUGUUCCUAUAUUGAAAGGCCUCAUUUGUGCUUGAAAGUGUUAUUAUGAAUUUGAGAAGCUCGGUGCUGAUUAUCUUGUUUA
Messenger RNA from Glycine soja, 2078 nucleotides. RefSeq names its product H/ACA ribonucleoprotein complex non-core subunit NAF1-like. The record is from RefSeq and is a predicted model, not a curated record. NCBI's taxonomy places the organism in Eukaryota, Viridiplantae, Streptophyta, Magnoliopsida, Fabales, Fabaceae. Gene Ontology annotation, molecular function: RNA binding. Gene Ontology annotation, biological process: box H/ACA snoRNP assembly; ribosome biogenesis; pseudouridine synthesis. The transcript is spliced from 3 exons. Gene Ontology annotation, cellular component: sno(s)RNA-containing ribonucleoprotein complex. Bases 127 to 1848 code for a protein of 573 amino acids.